CUUUUUUUUUUUGGCACUAUUUAUAUUAACGUUCAAAUCGAGACAGACGGAUAAAAAAAAAAAACGAUAAAGAAAAAAAGGGAAUUCUUGCUCAACCGCGGCGAGACAUGUUCGCACGCGAAAGGGUUGUCGGUCGACAAUCUACUGUGCUCGCUGUCGGCUCGACAGAACGAACCAACCAAAUACUCUCCGACCAUUACCGAGCCCCACCGAACGCGCAAGGGAUACUGUCGGAUGCGUGCGCAUCAUGCCGCUUAGUCGAAAGUUCGUUCGGGUAUCUCCGUCAGUCUCCCCUGUGAAAGCGGAAUGGCACGAGAAAACCAAGCCAGGACCGUCUACGUCAGUACCAAAACCCUUUCACUUUAUUUAAGUUGCACACUAACCUAUAGACGACAUGGCAAAGGAACUACACAAAUGUUUGAUAAAUUAUUUCUCACAGUUAGAGAAAGUAAGUUGCAAAUGGAAUCAAUUGUCCGAAGAAGCCAAACGGCCUUUACACGGAUUAAAGAAUCAAUCAGAGCAACUCCGACUCGUCAUAAGCAAUGAAGUCGAUGAUGCAGAACUCUGUAAAAUAGAUGAGUUACGUGAAAGAUUGAUUUUUAAAAUUCUUAUGGGAAUCGACAGUGAACUUGAACUGCUCUUAGAUAUUUUGACACGAUUUAAUAACAUUAAUCAAGAUUUAAAAAAUCGUUUAAACAAUUUGGAAGAAGCAAGAAGCAAAAUUUCAUUAGAUGAAGAAACGAUGAAAGAAUUAAUCAAUGGUACACCUUAUAGACCAAGAUUAAAUUUACUUUUACAAUGGGCUAUCGAAGCUUUCAAUUACUACCACGAAUUAUAUUUGCUGAUCAAUAAGAACAUAAAACAAUUCAAUUAUAAAGACGAAGAAACGGUAGAAAAUUUAAUAAAGUCUUUUGUCGAGGAUCGAUUUAAAAAACCGCGGAUCGAACGAAUACUCUAUUUCACACAAUUUCUAAUAAAAGAAUCCGUUCAUUAAGAGUUUUUUUUUUUU
Apis dorsata (giant honeybee) is the source of this 1009-nucleotide messenger RNA. RefSeq lists its product as uncharacterized. The record is from RefSeq and is a predicted model, not a curated record. Gene Ontology annotation, cellular component: nucleus; cytoplasm. Bases 395 to 994 code for a protein of 199 amino acids. The transcript is spliced from 6 exons. NCBI's taxonomy places the organism in Eukaryota, Metazoa, Arthropoda, Insecta, Hymenoptera, Apidae.